CCCGCUCCACGUGGGGGGGAGAGCUUCCUCUUUUGGGGUGAUCCCAGAAGCUUGUCCCGGCUGACGGUGACUGUCACACAAGUGUCCAUCAGCAUGGAUGCUGGGCAGGGCAGCCCAGAGAGCCCUAACCGGGCAGUGGAGUACCUACUGGAGCUUAACAACAUCAUCGAGAGCCAACAGAAGCUUCUGGAAACUCAACGGCGGCGCAUUGAGGAGCUUGAAGUGCAGCUGGACCGGCUCAGCCAGGAGAACAAAGAUCUGAGGUUGGACCGUAAGCCCUGCCCGCCCCCACCUCCACCUCCCAUCCACCCGGUCCAGCCACCCACUUCCAACGCUGCAACCUCCACCAACAUAUACGCCAAUCUGAGCCACAACAGCAGGCCCAUCCCGAUACCCAUCCCGGCCCCGGCUCCCCCACCCCCACCUCCACCCGUGCCACCACGGGACCGGCGCGUCAAUGCCAACACGCACACAAGGCUCGGCCAAAGCCUGUCAGCUGGAGCCAAUGCCACGGAGCGAGAGAGGGACCGAGACAGGGAACGAGAAAAAGACGGUGUCGGUACCAGUUUGGGAAGCUCUCUGCAGAGACAGCCAAAAGGAGACCCUUCCAACAAAGACAGGUCUGUGUUCACUCUUUCAUUCAAUCUCCAUUUCUUCUCCUGUUCCUCUUCCACCUCCACAGUGCACACUUUGACUCCUGUAGUAGCUCACGCUCCAUCGAAUGACAGAGGCCUGUUCUAUAUAGGGCAGCUUGAAUGCAUGUGGGACAUGCCAUUGCUUCUAAUGACUUAUUGCUUCCCCGUAUGAAUGAGCUCUUGCAUCUGGGGCAGUUUUAGCAGAAGAACGGC
This is a messenger RNA of Carassius auratus (goldfish), 848 nucleotides long. Its product is annotated as IQ motif and SEC7 domain-containing protein 3-like. The transcript has 2 exons. Bases 94 to 807 code for a protein of 237 amino acids. The record is from RefSeq and is a predicted model, not a curated record. Lineage: Eukaryota; Metazoa; Chordata; Actinopteri; Cypriniformes; Cyprinidae.